Linum tenue is the source of this 867-nucleotide messenger RNA. The record is from the annotation of a GenBank genome assembly. Lineage: Eukaryota; Viridiplantae; Streptophyta; Magnoliopsida; Malpighiales; Linaceae.
AUGCAUGGAUAUACGUUUCCAGAUUGGGUCCUUGCCUUAGGAGAUGGAAGACUUAGAGCAAGAUCGUUCAGAGAAGAUGGGCCACCAGAUUGGAUACAAAUUUCACCACUGUUCCUAAUUGAUCCCGGGGAUGACUCUGUCCAGUCAAUCGCAGAUGAUAUAUAUGAUUCGUUUCCCGACAGUCACAGGGAUCCAGCAUACCUAACCAGCAGAGUAAUAGUGACGACAACGAAUGCGACAGUUUCUCGAAUCAACGACUAUAUGCUGCAAAGGGUACCAGGCAAUUUUAAAACAUAUUAUAGUUCAGAUUCAUUGCAGUUAUCAACAGAAACAGCGGAUUCGUUUGACGAAAGCUAUCCAACAGAGUUCAUCAACACUCUCACAUUCAAUGGAGUUCCAGAACACGAGCUUACAUUAAAGGUAUGCACACCAGUUAUGCUCUUGCGCAACUUAAAUCCUGCCCUUGGUUUAUGCAACGGCACAAGGAUCAUGAUCACAACAUUAGGGGACAAUUUUAUAAAAGGCAACAUCAUGGGCGGUUCCUACGACACUGACGAAGUCAUUAUACCAAGAAUAGUACUCAAUGUAGAGAACUCCAAGUGGCCCUUCAUACUCAGGAGAAGGCAGUUCCCGGUACGCUUAUGUUACGCGAUGACUAUAAACAAAAGUCAAGGACAAAUGCUUGAAAAAGUUGGGAUUUAUUUGCCUGAACCCGUAUUUAGCCACGGCCAGCUGUAUGUGGGAGUUUCAAGAGUAAAAUCAGCGAGAGGUUUGAGGAUUCUUAUACAAAACCCAGCAGAAAUACCCUACGAUUUUACAAGGAACAUAGUCUUCACCGAGGCCUUUGCCGAUAUUAUGAACACCUAA